AUGUUUCUUUCUUUCUUUCUUUCUUUCUUUCUUUCUUUCUUUCUUUCUUUCUUGUUUCCUUUCUUUCUUUUUUCUCUUCUUUCCUUUCUUCUUUCUCUUCUUUCCUCCCGACUUUUCUUUUUCUUUCCUUGCUUUCUUUCCUUCUUUCUUUUCUACUUUUAUUUCGACUUUAUUCUUCUUUCUUUUCUUCUUUUUCCCUGCUUUCUUUCUUUUCUUUUUCCUUUCUCUCUUUCUUUUUUUCUUCUUUCCUUUCUCCUUUCUCUUCUUUCUUUGCUACUUUUCUUUUUCUUUCAUUUCUUUUUCUUUCUUUCUUUAUUUUCUGCUUUCUUCUUCUUUCUUUUCUUCCUUCUUCUUUCGCUUCUUUUUCUUUUUUUCUCUACUUCUUUUCUUAUUUCUUUCAUUCUUUGCUUUCUUCUUGCCUUUCCUUCUUUCUUCGUUCUUCCUCCUUUCUUUCUUUUCUUCUUUCCUUUCGGCUUUCUUCUUCCUCCUUCUUUCUCUUCUUAUUUUUUAUUUCCCUCUUUCUUAUUUAUUUUAUAUUUUGCUUUCUUCUUUCUUUCAUUUCUUCUUUCUUUACCUCUUUCCUUUCUACUUUCUUUUCCUUUCAUUAAUUCUUUUCUUCUUAUUUUUCUACUUUACCUUCUACAUCUUUUUUUCUUCUUCCUUUCUUUCUUUCUUUCUUUAUUUUCUCUUCUUUCUUCUUCUCUUUCAUUUAUUCUUUCCUUUUUCCUCUUUUCCUUCAUUUUUUCUUUAUUCUCUUUCAUUUCUUCUUUCUUUCCUUCUUUUCUUCUUUCUUUCUUUCUUUCUUUUUUUGCUUUCUUUCCUUCUUUCUUUUCUACUAUAAUUUCUACUUUCUUCUUUCUUUUCUUCUUCUUCCAUCUUUCCUUCUUUCUUUUCUUCUUUCUUUUCUUCUUUCUUUUCUUCUUUCUUUUCUUCUUUCCUUUAUAUUUAUUUCCUUCGUUCUUUUCUACUUUCUUUAUUUCGUUCCUUUUUUCUUUCUUUCUUUCAAUCUUUUUUUCUUUCUUUCUUUCUUUUUUUUUCGGUUGCAUAUGUGCAGUUAGUGAAACGGUUGUCGGUAUUGAAUGUGGAACCAGGUACGUAAAUAUGUCGUAA
Messenger RNA from Acanthosepion pharaonis, 1110 nucleotides. Lineage: Eukaryota; Metazoa; Mollusca; Cephalopoda; Sepiida; Sepiidae. The record is from the annotation of a GenBank genome assembly.